UCAAAGUGACGGAAGUGGCACCCACAGCGCCAAAAUUCAAAAACGUUUCUGAAUUGAACAGACAGUAUGUAAAUAACAUUAAAUGAAAAAAAUAUCAUGGAUCCUUUGAUUUAACCUCGAAUAUGAACCAAGCGUUUCAACUGCUAGUAAGAGUCCAGCCAAGCGGAAUUGCCUAAAACAUCACAGUAAUAUGAAGAACACCAGAAAACACCAAGGAGCAUUUCAAUGAUUUGAUGACCAUGAGACGCAGCCCAAGGAGACCCCUGAUCCUCAGAAGAAGAAAGUUGCCAUUUCAGCACAAUGAUCCGCCAGCAGCUGAAUCACAAAGUCAUGCCGAUGCAUCAGGUUUCAAAGAACCUUCUAAAUCUGCUGCCAGUCAGUGCUUCCCUGAUGGUAUCCGCAUUAUGGACCACCCUUCCAUGCCUGAUACCCAGGUGGUUGUUAUCCCCAAAACAGCAGACCUUCAAAGUGUUAUCGGGGCCCUCACUGCCAAAGGCAAGGAGUGUGGUGUCCAGGGACCAAACAAGUUUAUCCUUCUGAGUGAGAAUAGCAGCUGUGACGAUGAAUCUUUUUGUCAUCUUUCUGCUGGAGGCGAUGGCGUCUCUACAGCUACUCUAAAACCAGUGAAAGCUGAAACCAUGCACAGCUCCCCGGAUGCUAAACCUCUCACUGGAAUUAAAGCAUUGAAUAAGGAGCUGGAGUGUGGCCCUCUAGAUGACAGCCUCACCAAUAUUCAGUGGCUGGGCAGAAUGAACACAUGUGCCUUUGAAUCAGAUACUGCUAAGGUCAACAAGGAGAACCAAAACUCAAAUUCACAGACUUUUCAGGAACAAAAUACACAAAUCGAUGCAGAGGCUGUUCAGCAACCCAUGUCAGAGAGGCCACCAUACUCCUACAUGGCCAUGAUCCAGUUUGCCAUCAACAGUCGGAAGAGCAGGAGGAUGACGCUGAAAGAGAUUUACAUGUGGAUUGAGGACCACUUCCCUUACUUCAGAGAAGUGGCUAAACCAGGAUGGAAGAAUUCCAUCCGCCAUAACCUCUCUCUACACGACAUGUUCAUUCGUGAGACGUCACCAGAUGGCAAAAUUUCUUUCUGGACUAUCCGGCCUGAGGCCAACCGAUGCCUCACUCUUGAUCAGGUGUACAAGCAACAAAAGAGGAUGCUUCCUGAUGCAAGAAAAACUCCAACUAGCUCUGAAAGGAGGAUGAAGCCUCUCCUCCCUCGAACCGAUUCCUACUUGGUUCCAAUCCAGCUCCCCGUCACUUCCUCCGUCUACCUGCCGUCCUCAUCGGCCCCGUUUCCCCCUUCUUCUUCUUCUUUGCAGCAGCAGAAACGGAACACUUUGCGUGGAGCCAAGAGAGUGCGGAUAGCUCCUAAGGUGACACAAGGUGACGCCCCAGCUGCGGUAAUGUAUCCUCAGAAGAACAAAGACCUCAAGGUGAAGGAGGAACCGGUCUGUGUCCCAAUUAAAUGCGAGACUCUGAAAGCCCCUCCGAAGAGACAAGCCAGCGGCUCUCGGCGCAAACAGCACUUGGUUCACUCUGUGCACGAAGAGCCCGUCCUUCUCUGCCCUGAUAAUACUUUCUUUGACUCUGGCGUAGCCUCGGACGCUUCGGCCUUCCAGGACAUGCGAGACACUGAGCUGGAAGACCACCAGCAGGAGCAGCACGGCACCAGCACGGAUCGGGAUUUCUCCUUCAAGACCCCCAUCAAAAGUAACAGCCACCUGAGCUCCUCCACGCCCAGCAAGCCUCCUCAUGUCUUACCCGAGCCCUGGAAAGUGACUCCCGUGGGCAAAGGGGGUCAAGAGGUCCUGGACUUCAGCCCCAUUCGCACACCAGGUGGUCCUGCAGUCACACCGCGGCAUGACUACACCACCUUCAGCUUCAACAACACUCCCUUUAAAGACUGGCCUCUGUUCAGCUCCCCCAGAGAGCUGCUCACGUCCGCUCCCCCCAGAGUACCGCGACCGACAGACUCUCCCAGAAGCAGCUGCUCCAGAGAGCUGCUUCAGGCAGGGGGCGCUGCAACACCCGCCAACCGCUCGAUCACAGAGGGCCUCGUCCUGGAUACAAUGAACGACAGCCUCAGCAAGAUACUAGUGGACAUUAGCUUCUCUGGUCUGGACGAUGAGGACCUGGGUAUGACCAAUAUCAGCUGGUCCGAGUUCAUCCCUCAAUUUAAGUAACCCGAGGGUCAAAACAUGUCAUUUGUUUCCCAAAACACUAUCGGAUGGAAUGGGGAAAAGUAAAGUAUUGAGGAAAAUAUAAAUGUAAUGACGGGGACACUUGACUUUCAGUUACUAGGUCAAAUUAGCAGGCUGCUCACUUGUCGUCCCUCACAUCAGAUGUUCUUCUCCACCUUUUGUUUUCAUUGGUUCUGUCACUCAUCAAUUGAUCUUUUUUUUGUGUGUUGCUCUUAUUUCUUUUCGUAAAACUCUUUUCCGGACUGUUUUUUUUUUAUUUAUUUUUUUUGAGUGGGAUAAUUUAUCCCGCCUGUCGUAUCCGUCUAUAUUCUUGAACAAAUUGCUCAAGUAGACAAAUAUGUCUGUAGACAUGUACGUACAUAUACACUUAUGUAUGUUGAUUUGCACAUUUUAAUAUAUAAUUUUUGCUUUGGCGUAUGUAAAUGGAAAGAAAAAUAUAUUGCCUGUGAAGCCAGCGAGAGGCGUCCAUGCCGUCUGGUUAGGGCGGCCUCCUGGAAUCAACUUUUAGAUCGUGAGAUUCUUAGCAAUAAACAAUGGCAAAGUAAUACAAAUAGCACUAACAGCAAUAGGAUUGUCUCUGUACAUUAAUCGUAGCACUGUCUUCACUGCUUGACUUUAUAAAUCCUGCCUUUUCUAUGCAUCGGUAGGCACUUUGUACCUGCAGAGAGGGACAUUUUGCAUGCAGUGGCUCCUCAUAACACCAUAUUUUAAAGUAGUCUUAGGGAGCAAAGUACUGAAUACUUUGGAUCUAUCUAGCACAGGUUCUAUUAGUUUUCAGUGAAGAUGCAAAUGUAGUUUUCUGUAAGCCCAAAUGGAACAUAGGGGGGAAAAGUGUUUGCGUACAAACAUCUUUUUUUUUGCAGCACCAUCUUAGGAGGGCAGAAUGGGAGAUUUUCAGCUCCAUUUGGAUAACCCGUUUUGAAAAUGCCAAGGAAUAAUGUAUGACUUUAAUAAUACCGUCAGGUAUGCUACCAGGUGUAUUUAUGUGAAAGAGAUUUUGCAUUGCAGGGAGUUGAUCUGUUUACAGUUAGCGUUGAAUGGCAUGCAAAGAGUGAGAUGUAGUGGUUUCUAGCAAACAGUUUUCAAAGCAUGUGCCUUGUUCUGUUUUCUGAAGUUGGUGUUUCUAUGACUGUACAAUAAAUCAGCUGGCGUUGGCGCCUCAG
This is a messenger RNA of Etheostoma spectabile (orangethroat darter), 3370 nucleotides long. It is a transcript of the gene foxm1, whose product is annotated as forkhead box M1. Gene Ontology annotation, biological process: G2/M transition of mitotic cell cycle; regulation of cell population proliferation; regulation of transcription by RNA polymerase II. NCBI's taxonomy places the organism in Eukaryota, Metazoa, Chordata, Actinopteri, Perciformes, Percidae. Gene Ontology annotation, cellular component: nucleus. The coding region runs from base 234 to 2189 and encodes 651 amino acids. Gene Ontology annotation, molecular function: RNA polymerase II transcription regulatory region sequence-specific DNA binding; DNA-binding transcription factor activity. The transcript is spliced from 8 exons. The record is from RefSeq and is a predicted model, not a curated record.